This is a messenger RNA of Gossypium raimondii (Peruvian cotton), 3487 nucleotides long. Its product is annotated as nuclear intron maturase 4, mitochondrial. The transcript has 2 exons. Bases 126 to 2540 code for a protein of 804 amino acids. The record is from RefSeq and is a predicted model, not a curated record. Gene Ontology annotation, biological process: mRNA processing. Lineage: Eukaryota; Viridiplantae; Streptophyta; Magnoliopsida; Malvales; Malvaceae.
GAGGUCUUUUCCACACUUUCGAUUAUGUUUUAGACCCAUAGUCCGUGUCGUGCACAGACUCGGUGUCUCGUCCGCACCGGCACGCCGGCCAUGAACAACUAUUCCUUGUAAAAAAGGUCAUAGUAAUGCUGUUUCGGGGUUUGUUUACUGUUUCCAUAGGGAAGUUGAAGGGAUUUUCCCUUUCUCAACCAAUGAACUUAACACCAACUUUUUUCAGAGAUGAAGGAAAACCAGUUGAAAAGCUUCAAGCUUUGAUUUGUUAUUCUAGUUUUUCAACCAAUGGUGACUUAAAGAAAGGCUAUGAGAAGAUGAUGUUGGCAAAGGACUUGGCAUGUCUUGUUGAGGAAUCAUCUCAUAAAGAUGAGAGGAAAGUUAAGAGCAGGAUGGAGCUUAAGAGGUCGAUUGAGCUUCGCGUAAAGAAGAGAGUAAAGGAGCAAUUCAUUGAUGGGAAGUUUCGUAACUUAAUGGUCAAUGUGAUUGCCGUUCCAAUUACGCUUCAAGAUGCUUAUAAUUGCAUUAAGCUCAACUCAAAUGUCGACAUAUCGGUGAAGGAUGAUUCUAUAUGUUUUAAUUCCCUUGCAAAAGAGCUCCUUGAUGGGAGUUUUGACGUUGGAGAAGAUACUGUCUCAUUCUCGACAAGAGGUGUUGCCAAAGAAGUCCUUAUCCUUCCAAAUCCUAAGAUGAUAAUUGUUCAAGAAGCUAUCAGAAUGGUUUUGGAAGUUGUUUACAGGCCCCAUUUUUCUAAAAUUUCACAUGGUUGUCGAACUGGGAGGGGUCACCUGACUGCAUUGAGAUACAUCAAGAAACAGGUUUCUAGUCCAAGUUGGUGGUUCCCAUUAAUUUUAAACAAAAAGGUUGAUGCUAAUAUCAUCGCGAAGCUCAUUUCGAAAUUGGAGGAGAAGAUAGAAGACGACCAGUUAUAUGUUAUUAUCCGAAGCAUGUUUGAUGCACAAGUCCUCAAUUUUGAGUUUGGUGGUUUCCCAAAAGGCCAUGGCCUUCCACAGGAGGGCGUAUUAUCCCCGAUAUUAAUGAACGUGUAUCUUGACUUCUUCGAUCAAGAAUUUUAUAGAUUAUCCAUGAGAUAUGAGGCCCUUCAUCAAGGAGAUGAUAAGGAUGAAGAUAAGUCACAUUCCAAGCUACGGAACUGGUUUAGGAGACAGUUAAAGGAAAAUGAUCUUAAAUGCACAACUAAUGACAAUUCGGGCCCAAGAAUUUAUUGUUGUCGUUUUAUGGAUGAGAUAUUUUUUGUAGUUUCUGGUUCCAAAGAUAUUGCUCUUAGUUUCAAGUCUGAGAUUGUAGAUUUUUUAAAGAAUUCUUUGCGCUUGGAUGUUGAUGAUGAACAAACCGGAGUUCUACCUUGUGAUGGGUCUAACGGUAGUCGCUUUUUAGGAGCUUUGGUUAAAAGACGUGUUCAAGAAGGUCCAGCUACAAGUGCUGUGCACAAGUUAAAGGAAAAAGUACGGCUAUUUGCUUCUCAAAAACAAGAUGCUUGGAAUGUCGGGUGUGUUAGAAUCGGGAAGAAAUGGUUGGCUCAUGGUUUAAAGAAGGUUAAGGAGUCAGAAAUUAAGCAUUUAGCAGAUAGUGGCUCUACUUUGAGUAAAGUUUCUUGUUUCCGUAAAGCUGGGAUGGAGACUGAUCAUUGGUACAAGGUCUUAAUGAAAGUAUGGUUGCAAGACAUUAAAGCCAAAGCAGCAGAGAACGAGGAAUCUAUCUUGUCUAAGUAUGUUGCUGAACCGGCCCUUCCUCAUGAACUAAAGGAAUCUUAUUAUGAAUUUAUGAAGUGUGCAGAUGAAUAUGUUUCUUCCGAAACAGCUACUACACUUGCUCUUUUACCAAAUUCAAGCUCAAACUCUGGAUCUGUCACGAUCACUGAGAUUCUUGCUCCAACUGAUGCCAUAAAGAAGCGACUGUUCCGAUAUGGAUUGACCACCUCUGAAGGAUAUCCUCGUGCAGCUUCACUGCUCGUUUUACAAGACAGCAUCCAAAUAAUUGACUGGUUUUCGGGAAUUGUCCGUCGAUGGCUUCAGUGGUAUCAAGAUUAUGACAACUUCAACGAGGUCAAGCUUUUAAUUUCUAGUUUACUGCGGAAAUCCUGUGUUCGUACUCUAGCAACAAAAUAUAGGAUUCAUGAAAGUGAAAUAGAGAAACAAUUUGAUUCGGAACUAUGCCGAAUCCCCUCGAUAGAAGAGGUGGAGCAAGAGCUGACAUAUGAAACAUCAUAUUCUCACCCAUUUGAUAAUGACGAAGCAUUGAUGUAUGGAAUUUCAUAUAGUGGUUUGUGUCUGCUAUCACUGGCAAGAAUGGUGAGCCAGUCAAGGCCUUGCAAUUGUUUUGUUUUGGGUUGCUCAGUGGCAGCACCGAGUGUUUAUACUCUCCAUGUUAUGGAGAGACAGAAAUUUCCGGGUUGGAAGACAGGAUUCACAAGUUGUAUCCAUCCAAGCUUGAAUAAAAGGCGAAUCGGAUUGUGCAAGAAACAUUUAAAGGACUUAUAUCUUGGUCAUAUAUCACUUCAGUCUAUUGAUUUUGGGGCAUGGAAGUGAUGCUGUCAACAAAGCCAAAAAAUAUCAUUUAAACAGUAGACUCUUGAGAAGAAUGGAGAAACCAAACGAAUUGCCAAACCGGUUUGUGUAGGUGGUUUGCUGCCUAUAUUCGGUAUUAAUAGUAAAACACCUCACAAGGAAAAAUGAGCUCGGGAAAUGAUGUACCAAUGGCAAAGAGUGGGAAGAAUAUUACGGGUCAUUUGAACUCAUCUAUGAUGAUCUUCCUGCGAAGUAAGUGUUGUUUUCCUUUACCUAAAGAAACUACUUGAGAUCAUAUUAUUGAUGAACACAUGACAUAGCACAUAUGUAAAGUCCGAUACCGUCGUUACUUCAUGAAAUAGCAUGGAAGGUAGGAAUCGGCGGUCAUCAUCCGUGUCUCCAGACUGGGAAGCCUCAAAGGGGUCUUCAUAGAGAACUGCAGUUGGUUAUUACAGCUUCCUCAUCGGACAGGGGAUCUCUAGAGUCUUGAAAGUUGAGAAAUCUUUAAUGUUACAGUUUUGUUCGCAGAAGUUGCCAACCAAAAUCAUGGCAACUGCAUUCAGAACAGAAGUCUUGAAUCCCGAGGGGAUUCUAGCAACCCGUGUCAAUCCCAAGCCCCCCGCUAGCCUCCCCUAGAUCUGUCCCGGCCAGCCCCUUGCAAGUCUCCCUUUUGGUCCGCCCCUGCUUAUAUACCAUGACAUGGUUGUAUGAUCUGGAUUCAUUUGGAAGAUGGGAGGGAGUGGAAUACUGCAUUUCUUUUUUCUUUUUCUUGGUCAAUUCAGAAUAUCCGUUGAAAUUGCCAUGAAAGUGAGCUGCGGGACAAAACCUGUGGAUUUGACAUUAUACUAAAAAUUCAUGUGACAUAUACAAUUCAAUUUGAUGCUAUAAAUUACAUGGAAACAUGUAAGAUUAUUUUAUGAGAAUUGAAUAUAAUGUUUUUCAAGAUAUUUUAAAGCAACCGGAAUUAA